AUGGCCGGCCACUUCCGUGCUUCGUUGGCGGCUGCCACGGCCCCACCCUCCAAAUCCUUCCCCGACCGGCCCCAGUUCUCGGGCUUCAUGAAGCCGUGCCGGUUCGAGGGCGAGGUCCGCAACCUCGAGAUUGCCGGGACUGUGCCGACCGAGCUGGACGGCACUUUCUACCGCGUCAUGCCGGAUCCGCAAUUUCCCCCCUUCAUUGAUAAUGAUCCUUGGUUUAAUGGUGACGGAAAUGUGUCAGCUUUCAGCUUCCACAAUGGCAACGUUGAUUUCCAGCAAAAAUACGUCAGGACGGAGAAAUUCGUUCGAGAACGAGAAGCAAAUCGAGCGCUGGCAGGAAAAUACCGCAACAAAUACACCGACGCAGUAGAGUUCAAAGUCCGCACAACAGCCAACACCAACAUCUACUACUUCAACAAAUCUCUCCUCGCCAUCAAAGAGGACGCCGCACCCUAUCUCAUGGACCCCGUCACCCUCGAGACCAAAGGCCCGUGCGACUUUGACGGCCAGCUGCCCAGCCUGACUUUCACUGCACACCCCAAGCUGGACCCUGUCACGGGCGAGCUCGUGUGCUUUGGGUAUGAGGCCAAGGGUGACGGAACGCCCGACGUGUGUUACUUCAGUAUUGACGCAGAUGGGAAGUUCAACCAGACUGUGUGGCUGAUAGCGCCGGUGGUUGGGAUGAUUCAUGACUUUGCGGUGACGGAUAACUGGAUUUGCGACAUUGAGAGACUAAAAGCCGGAGGCGAGCACUGGCAAUGGGACUCGAACGUCCCCAUAUACAUUGGCGUCCUGCCCCGACGCGGAGCCCAAGGCAGCGAUGUCAAGUGGUUCCGCGCACCAAACGCCUUCCCAGGCCACACCACAAACGCCUACGAAACCCCGGCCGGCAAAAUCGUCUUCGACCUCCCGCUCACCGACAAGAACGUCUUCUUCUGGUGGCCCGACGCCGAGGGCAACGCCCCGGACCCGCACGACAUCCACGCCGAGUACGUCCGCUUCGAGUUCGACCCCACGGCCACGGAGCACUCGCUCGACCUGCCAAAGCCGACGGUGAUCCUCAAGCACGACAUGGAGUUCCCGCGCAUCGACGACCGCUUCGCGACCAAGGCGCACCGCCACAGCUGGUUCGACAUGAUGGACCCGUCGCUGGGGACCGACUUUGCGGCCAUCAUGCCCGUGCUCGGCGGCGGACACCCGCUGUACAACGCGCUGGGCCACCUGGAUCACGAGACGGGGAAGUUGGAGGUGUACUACCCUGGAUCCACGCACAUGGUUCAGGAGCCGGUGUUUGUGCCGAGGGGGGAGGAUGCGGCUGAGGGAGACGGGUUUCUGGUGGUGCUGGUCAAUAAUUACAAGACCAUGUCUAGUGAGUUGCACGUAAUUGAUACACGGAAGUUCACGGAGGCGGCGGCAGUGGUUAAAGUGCCUAUGAGGCUGAGAGCGGGGCUGCAUGGGAACUGGGUUGAUGCGAAGGAGUUGAGGUAA
Colletotrichum chrysophilum is the source of this 1494-nucleotide messenger RNA. RefSeq lists its product as uncharacterized. Gene Ontology annotation, molecular function: carotenoid dioxygenase activity. Gene Ontology annotation, biological process: carotene catabolic process. Lineage: Eukaryota; Fungi; Ascomycota; Sordariomycetes; Glomerellales; Glomerellaceae. The record is from RefSeq and is a predicted model, not a curated record. The transcript has 5 exons. Bases 1 to 1494 code for a protein of 497 amino acids.